AUGGCAGCUCCUAAUGUUCCGGCUACUGUCUUGGACCAAGUCACUCCCGCUCAGGCUGUGGAGAUCCUUUGGUCUGAUGCCAUCACUCAUCUCAAGUCUACUGAUGGCGAAGUCUUUGUUCCUUUCAACAUUGUCGAGGCUGUGAUCGGCCAGGAGGGCCUUAUGGUCAUUUCCAAGCGCCUUGCGGCCCUUCUGAACAAGCAGGUUCAGAUUCUGGCCGACAGCAGCAUUGAGUGCUACCGAGUUCACCCCCAUGAGUUCACCAAGGACAUGAUUCCUGAGCAGCUCAAGGUUGGCGGCAAGACCCUGGAGCUUGGCGACCACCAGCGCAUCUCCAAGGCCGUUCACCAGGCUGUUGCUGAUACCGCUGUCCGCAUACCUACUCGCUCGACCAAGAUCCCACGUCCCCCCAACUCGUUCAUUCUCUAUCGUCAGGCCAACCACCACGCUGUGAAGGAUGCUAACCCGGCCAUUACCAACAACGAAAUCUCCCGCAUUCUUGGUGCCCGCUGGAAGAACGAGUCCGAUGAAGUCCGUCAGCGUUACAUUGUUCUCGCCGAUGACUUGAAGAAGCGUCACUCCCUUGCCCACCCUGACUACCAGUACACCCCACGCCGCCCCUCUGAGCGCAAGCGCCGUGCCUCCCGUGCCGUGCCUACUCGGAACAACUUUGUUGAGAAUGAGGACGAGAACGAAGAUGAGGACGAUGUUGUGUUGCACUCUGGCAAUCUCGUUGCUGUUGUGAACGAAGAUUUUAUGGAUGUGUUGGGCAACAAUGAAAUUCUCUAUGGCCCAAACGGUGUCGAGCCUCUUCCUGCCUCUUACAACGAGUAUGAGCGUCAGCAGCUUGCCAACGAUCAGAUUUCCGGUACCACCUUUUGUGACAUGGACUACACACCAAUCCCUUGGUACGAGAUGCUCAGUCUUGACAAGGAUUCUCAGCAGAUGCUCUUCCGGCAGGAAAAUUAA
Penicillium arizonense is the source of this 969-nucleotide messenger RNA. RefSeq names its product HMG-box domain-containing protein. Bases 1 to 969 code for a protein of 322 amino acids. Lineage: Eukaryota; Fungi; Ascomycota; Eurotiomycetes; Eurotiales; Aspergillaceae. Gene Ontology annotation, biological process: anatomical structure morphogenesis; negative regulation of transcription by RNA polymerase II; cell differentiation. The record is from RefSeq and is a predicted model, not a curated record. Gene Ontology annotation, molecular function: RNA polymerase II cis-regulatory region sequence-specific DNA binding; DNA-binding transcription factor activity, RNA polymerase II-specific. The transcript has 3 exons.